Labeo rohita (rohu) is the source of this 1282-nucleotide messenger RNA. RefSeq lists its product as uncharacterized. The record is from RefSeq and is a predicted model, not a curated record. The transcript is spliced from 4 exons. Bases 304 to 627 code for a protein of 107 amino acids. Gene Ontology annotation, molecular function: protein binding. NCBI's taxonomy places the organism in Eukaryota, Metazoa, Chordata, Actinopteri, Cypriniformes, Cyprinidae.
GGUAGUUCCUUAUUAUUCCUUUGAGUCCAGUUCAAGUAAUUCAAGUUUAAUGUAAUGCCUGGCUCAGGAUGAGGUUAAAGCUCUACCCACAAGGAUAAACGCUCAUGUGCGCAUAGGAAAAGAUUACUUGCCUCCUAUUUCUGUAACGCAAAGCUCUUUAAAUGACUUAGCCGUGUGAGUGUGUCUGGAUGAAUAGAAAGAUGCAGCUCUAGAUCCUUGACUUCUCUGAGUAUUACCACGGUUGACGUGCUCUGAACGGGACUACCUUAAGAAAAACACAAAGACAGUGAAAAGACUUUCAAAAUGCUGGUGACAAUGCUAACAGCCAUGUACAUGAUGGUGAGAGUGGCUGAACAGCUGGGUGUUCGGUGGGUACGUCAACAGGAACCUCUUCCGUACAUGGUGUCUCAGCCACUGCCAUGGCAGGUCCACUCUGUCUCCCACAGUCGGAAAGGAAGUCGUUCAGAGGAGUUUGAGGGCCAGAGAAGGAACAGCAUAGGAGUUUACAGAAAGAAUUCCUCUUCCAGUAAUGGACACACCAAAUCCUCUGCUGACAAGGCAGCAACUACAAUUCAGCACCAGUACAGGAAGUACCAGCAAAAGAAGCAGAAAGAAGACCACAAAUGAAAGAUCAACCAUGCUAAACUGUCCAUUUCAUGCUGAUCAUGACCCCAUAUUCUCCUCUCUGAACCUUUUAACCCCAGCAACUGUCCACACGCAAACCUGGCCACAUUAGUAUUAAAGGAUGACACCUGUGAGCGGCACAGUCACGUUUUCUGAUUACAGAUAGCUGACACCUGCACGAAAACACACGUUCAGACAAUGACAAACAUUUCAGACCAUUUGCUGAUAACGGACGCCACAAACUUCAGACACAUGUACUCACAGACUAUAAGAUCUGUGUGAUAAAUAAAGAUGAAAUGUACACAAAACAUGAGGACUACAUGCAAUAUAAUGUAGAGCAAAAUAUAGGAAUCUACUCACACACAACUGACAAUGCCCUCUGAGUUUUUGUCACAUCUAACUCUUCUAAUGUAUGAACUUUUAGGUUCAUACAUUAUGUAACAAUGAAUAUACUCUCAGUGAAACAUUAAUAUGUUACAUGUUACGUGGGUAUGUGCCUGGGUGAGGAAGCGCAAUGUGCCUAGGUAGAAAGCAAUGUGAAAAAUACAUAUCUGUCAUGUGAAAGCCUGCAGAGAGCACUGUGUAUUUUUCAACUGAUGUAUGAGUGAUUUUUAUAAACAGCCAUGGCAACCUACAAUCACAUUCAUUAAACAUUUUA